AUGCCGGCCAAGUUGAUCCCAAACUUAGAACGAAGCUCCAACGGAGUCACGCUGUACUCACAGCCGGAAUCAUACCCGAUCGCGGCCUUCUGGCCGAUGUGCGAAGGGAACUGGAAGCAAUCGAAUUCCAAGUGGAAUGCAAUGAACCCCGCCUCCUGGUCGACGCUGCGCCCGCGAGUGUCAGUCUCUAUGCGGGGAAAUAACUGUCUUUUGAUGCGGCUGAGGGAAGCCUCGAUGUUGUCUUCUGGGAGCAGGCCGAAAUACAACCAGGCACCGUCUUCGGUGACCAUGUCCUUCGUGGGAAUUUCCACAGUCUCUCUGUGCGGCAUGUCCACGAGAAGCAAAACGGCAUGGCAAUCCUCCUGCAUCCUGAGAUCCGCGACGCGCCGUCCGUGCAAGCUCGUGCUGCUCUCGUCCACCCUGGCGGCGAACACGGCAAGCCCGGCUCCUCUGGUGUAUCGUUGUAGCAGGUCGUGGGUCCCAGCUCCCGCACUGGACGCCAUCUUCUGA
Prorocentrum cordatum is the source of this 510-nucleotide messenger RNA. The record is from the annotation of a GenBank genome assembly. NCBI's taxonomy places the organism in Eukaryota, Dinophyceae, Prorocentrales, Prorocentraceae.